Molecule: messenger RNA, 186 nt
Organism: Dentiscutata erythropus
Lineage: Eukaryota; Fungi; Glomeromycota; Glomeromycetes; Diversisporales; Gigasporaceae
Source: the annotation of a GenBank genome assembly
AUGAAUAUCACCAAAGUCACAUCUGCUGAAACUGAUCAAAACCCUUCUUUCGAAGAAAAUAACUCUAAUAUUCCAACUAACAGUAACCAGAUACAAGGGGAUGAUUUGGCCUUUUACUCGCCUGACGACGAUUAUAGUGCCUCUGAAGAGUCUAAAGCUAUAACAAUUAAACUUAGCAUCCGUACU